Nicrophorus vespilloides is the source of this 626-nucleotide messenger RNA. RefSeq lists its product as uncharacterized. The record is from RefSeq and is a predicted model, not a curated record. Bases 105 to 581 code for a protein of 158 amino acids. The transcript has 2 exons. Lineage: Eukaryota; Metazoa; Arthropoda; Insecta; Coleoptera; Silphidae.
UUUCGUAAACGUCUGUCAUUUCCUAUAGUCUAUAUUUUUCUAUUCUCAUCACCUGCAAUUACGGACGCUUUGCGAAAUUUCUAAUAACAGAAAUCGGCAGUCGGAUGGAAAACAAAAAGCACGCGAGAUCACAGGGAACAAUUACUGGCUCUUUUGGUUUCCCACUAACCUUGGUAGAUUUGUGUCGUGGCCUGUGUCCCCACAUCGCCAUGUUUCUAUACUGGAUUUGUAUAAAAGAACUCACAAGAAAAUAUCCAGUCGUACAUCGGGGAUCCUCAACGUUCGAAAAGAUGAAGUUCCAGGCGUUCAUUGUGUUGAUCUGUAUUUGGCUCGUCUUGGUGAAUUGCCAAGAUCCGAAAAAGGACGUCGAAGAAAUCGAACCAAAGACUGCUGAUGCCAAGAAGACUGUGAAGAGGGGUAUCUACGGAUAUGGUGGCUACGGAUAUGGUGGUUACGGAUAUGGAGGCUAUGGAUUUGGAGGAUACUACCCCUAUAGCUUUUAUGGUUGGCCCUAUUCCUAUGGUUACGGUUAUAAUUAUCCAUACUACGGUUCAGGUUUUGGUCACUAUGGUUACUGGUAAACUUUCAGAUGACAGUUAGACCUAAGCCUAUUAUAAUAUUUUGAU